Messenger RNA from Meira miltonrushii, 1506 nucleotides. RefSeq names its product alpha/beta-hydrolase. NCBI's taxonomy places the organism in Eukaryota, Fungi, Basidiomycota, Exobasidiomycetes, Exobasidiales, Brachybasidiaceae. Gene Ontology annotation, molecular function: serine-type carboxypeptidase activity. The record is from RefSeq and is a predicted model, not a curated record. The transcript has 3 exons. Gene Ontology annotation, biological process: proteolysis. The coding region runs from base 6 to 1475 and encodes 489 amino acids.
CAAAAAUGAUGAUUACGAAAUUGAAAGUCAGUCUUAUCUACCUCUUUGCCCUUGCUCUUGCCAUUGUUGCACAUGCGCGUCUCGCUCAAGCAACUUCCAAUGUUGCGGAACCAUCAGCCGGCUGUGAACAAUGCCAUUCAAGUUUAUCUUUCGAAGGAAAACAAGCUGAACAGUAUAAAGUAGGAAACGAUAUACCAACUUUGCCAUUCAGAACAAAGACUUCUUGGGCAGGUAUGAUGCCUUUAACCGGUCCAAAGAUAACCAAUGCUUCCGUAUUCUUUUGGUUGUGGGGACAAGAUGCAACAGUCUCAGGUGAGGAUCUGGUCAUUUGGCUUGCUGGUGGACCAGGUUGCAGUGCGGUGAUGGGCGGAAUGAUGGAACAAUCAGGUCCUUUUAUCUAUCGUAACAUUCGUCAUUACAACACUACCGUUAAUCCCUACUCCUGGACAAAAGUUGCCAACGUUCUGUAUGUCGAAAAUCCCGUUGGAGUCAGUCUUUCGGUCGGAGACACUGAUAAUAUCUCAAGUGAAGAUGCUGCAAUUGAUUUCGUUUCAUUUCUGGAAAACUUCUUUGCAACGUUUCCCGAAUUGUGCGAAAAGAAGCUUUGGUUAGCGGGAGAAAGUUGGGCAGGCACAAUGCUGCCAUACGCUCAAGCAGCCAUUUUGGAUAAACAACCAAAGCAUGUUCCAGAAGUGCAAGGAACACUCGUCAUCUCUGGACUCGAGACAACACAUAAUGUAUCGGAAGAUUUAGUAGCGUAUCAAUAUGCAAAGGUAAAUCAAAAAAUCAUGAACUUAACCGAUGGAGAUUUAGCAGGCGUCAAGGAUGAAUCAGACCGAUGCAAUCUUACUUCUUAUCUUGAACAAAAUCUACAUUAUCCUCCGCGAGGACGCUUGCCGGGUUUCAGUUCGAAUGAUUGCGAUCCUUGGGAAGCGGGACUGAAUGGCAAUUUUGAUGCAUACAACAUUGCCGCCCCUGAAGCCAGCAAUGAAGACAGCCAGGCAUACGGUGCGAUCCCGAACUUCUUCAGAAACGAGACUGUCCAAGCAUACAUCCAUUCUCCGCCAAAAGACGAUGCGAAGAGAUGCGUUCGACAUAUGUUUUACCCAGACGGAGAUCAGAGUUUGGCUCCUGAUCGAUCACCAGAUUUCAACAGACCAUUAUUAGCAAGAAUGAUCGAACGAAGUAAAAAGUAUAUGCUACUUGCGUGCGAAUAUGAUUACAAAAUUAUCACAAAUGGUACCGCUUUGGCUUUGCAAAAUCUAACUUGGAACGGUUCUCAAGGAUUCUCCAAACCUCCGCUUACUCCUAUCUUCGACGUGGACAAGAUACAAAGAGGCCUGGCAACUACUGAGAGAAAUUUGACAUUCGCUACUAUUAAAGGAAGUGGACACUUUAUGGGUCAUGACUUACCCGCUUUAAGUCUUGCUGCAAUCACGGAAUUGAUUGGCAAAGGAGAUUGGACGAAGAAGUAAGCACUAUGACUCGACAUGAACAAUGAUUGAC